This is a messenger RNA of Lineus longissimus, 4181 nucleotides long. RefSeq lists its product as uncharacterized. The transcript is spliced from 2 exons. Lineage: Eukaryota; Metazoa; Nemertea; Pilidiophora; Heteronemertea; Lineidae. The record is from RefSeq and is a predicted model, not a curated record. Gene Ontology annotation, molecular function: zinc ion binding; ubiquitin protein ligase activity. The coding region runs from base 277 to 2223 and encodes 648 amino acids. Gene Ontology annotation, biological process: protein monoubiquitination.
CGCUGGUAAACUGUGCUGGUCGACCACUAGGCAACAGAUACCAUUGGCGAAGCUUGGAGAUUGUAAAUAGAAUGAAAGACAUGCCCGAGAUCGUGACCUAGUUUCGAUGAAUCGAUUCACCGAAUCUGCAUUGACAGACAUCCUGAUUCGCAGGUUGUAUAGGCAGUACGCUGACAGCCAUUUUAGCCUGUUGACUUCGCUUCCAUCCACCCACCGACGAAAAGGUGUCGUUUCAUUGAUUUUGUAAGGCAGGAACCUGAGGUCACGAAAACUAAGAUGGCGACCAAGAGUUCGAGUGAUAACGAUGGAGACCAUGCUUGUCUGAUGUGUUUGGAUGAACACGAUUCGCUGAAGAUUCUCACCAACUGCAAGCAUGUUUUCUGCUCUAAGUGCCUGCGAACCCACCAAAAGGGUCUUGGUAAGAACUCAUUCUGUUGUCCGACUUGCCAGGCUGCCUGUCCUCUACCAGGAGGUGAUAUCGCUGCCCUGCCGGACUACAGUGGUGACGAUGAUGACAGUGGAACCAAUGCCAAGAGAUCCAAGGGGCUUGGUACAACUCUGGACCAUACGAAGAUUUUUUGUGAAUGCUGUAUCUUUACCAAGAACUUGGAAAUCGAUGCCAAAAACCUUUGCGAGGAGUGUGGCAAUUUGUAUCUUUGUAAAGAUUGCACUGAGGUUCAUGGGAGAAAAAAGGUAACUGCAGGCCAUGCUGUGAUUUCGCUUAAGGAACACAACAAAGGCAACUGCAAAGUACAUAGGAAACUUAUCAACUGCUUUUGCACUUCCUGCGCUCAGCCCUGCUGCCGCCUGUGUGUUAUCUUAGAUCAUGGUGAUCACAAGGUGGAGAAGAUUGGUGAUGUUUUCCGCACACUGGUGGAUGAGCUCACCACCAUCACAGACCAGCAAGAGAGUCGAUCCAACAACUUGAAAAGGUUUGAGGGCCAGUUGCAAUACCUGAAAAGUACAGAGGUGACUGAGAGGAGAGACAACCUUAUCCAAGCAACUGAAGACCAAGCAGAGAAAUGUUUUGCGCAUAUCCUACAACAGAAGGAUGACCAAAUUAAGAAGAUCCGAGAGGACUACAAGUUCGUCACUGGUGUGUUGCAGAGUUUGGAGCGGGUGACAGGACUGGGAGCGCUAGAUACCACAGUGGCCAAGGCAAAGGUGUUGCAAGCAGAGGUAGAAAUCCACCCCGAAGACAUAAGGCAGUUGUCAGCCAUCAAGCAAGACAUCCUUGACCUGGGGAUACAGGAAGAGAUUGACAUAGAAAGUUAUUGGGAAACCUAUCAGAGGUUCUACGAUAACCCUGUCCAAUUUGUUCCAGCUACUCUGCAAUCGAUUGGAACAAUCCAGGCUACAACCGCGAAGCAGUGGAACAUCAGCCAGUGCACAUCUGUCUUCGAGAAAACGAUGGCUGUUGACAACACGGCCAAGUACAUACCAUACGUUGCAAGCCUUGGCAACAACUUCUUUGCCAUUGCACACCCCAUCGUCGCUGGCGGAAGAUCAGAGGCUGUCGACAUCUACAAAUUUCCUGGCGAGUUCCAACGCACUCUGAAAGAUCACGUCAGCCCAUUGAUUGAUAUGGUAGCAACCUUUGCUGGUCAGUUAGCUAUCCUCUCCCUAGGUACUGCUGAGCAAACCUGCUCGGCACGGUUGUUCAAUCCCGAGGUCGGAUACAUCAGAUCGACCAAAGAUUUCGCCGUAAACGACCCACUCUCCUUUGAUGUCAAUUUAUGUAAUCAGUACAUCAUCCUAAGCGUAGGAAAUAAAGUCACUAUCUUCAAUGAAGAUGGAUCACUUGCACUCAUGUCUACUGUACUAAGUGGAUCCGGAUACGUCAGUGGACCAUGCAGGAUAAGAUUUAGGGGAGUUUACAUCUAUGUGAUGGACGUUAAUUAUGUUUUUGAUGUCUACCGUUAUAAGCCAAAUGAAAAAACUAUGGUUGUGUACUUUGCAUCAAGCUGUGUAAUGGGCUUAUCGAGUUUUGUCAUAAAGGACUUCUCAGUGACCAGUUUCAACCAAAUCAUGGUAUGCUACAACUAUUCGUCAUAUCCUUACUGCUAUUGUCAUUUACUGGUUAAUAACCAGCUCUCAAACCAAGCUCGGAGGCAGUUGGGAAAUCCAGCGCAAGGAGCGAACAUCGAAUCGAGGCUUGCUGUGAAGGACAAAUACCUUGUAAUGUCACAGGGUCAAACAAUCAGAGUUUACGAGGAACCGUAGAUUGGAUACAGGCGAGUUAACUGGACUCGCACUGGUCAGAUGUCCAGUCACCUACAUACCGGUACCAUGGGGACUCCGUUAUCAGACUAUUUCCAUGCUCGUGGACAAAGUUAGCUGAUGAGAGUGGAACAUAAUAACGGACGUUUAAGGCAAAGUACACUGUACGAGGUUAACUUACCUUUGAACUUGUUGACUUUUGAACUCUACAAAACGACUUGUGUGCACUAUUAAAUGAAUUGCCAUAACCACUUGUGUGCACUAUUAAAUGCAUUGCAAAAACCAAUUCAUUUAAACAAUCCUUAAAAUCUGAGACAACUUUUAUUUUUAUAUCUGAUUAAUUUCUUAAAAACAUUAAGUGUGUGAUACAGGCUGGCCGGGUGUGACAGAAAGUUUAGUCUCUCUGGAUGAUAAGAACUACUCUUUUGUUCAAAGGAUUGUUCAAGGAUUUAGAGCUUGAAAGACAUUUCCUUAUCAUGGCGGCUGCUGUAUAUACAAACGAACUUUUGUUGGGGGUACUGCAGUUGGAUCCUCGCAGGGAAUUUCAAACAGGAAACAUUUCCAUUAGGAUGCCAUCUUAAUUAAUGACGAAACAACAACAAAAUAAUGGCACAUACACAUGACAGCAGCAACGAUGUAGGAUUGAGCGCAACCGCUCCGUUUGACCACAUCGCAAACAUCCGCACAGGGGCGCCACUCCCGUCCAUGAUUUUGAUAGGGAAGGCGUAGAUGGUGGCUCCGGCUGGUGGUAUCCUGCUGAGGUUGGCGACCAUCUCGAAGCCAAUGCGGUUAUUCUCUAGAAGGUAUCUGCAAGUGGAGAAAAGGAAAAUAUUUCAAUGGGGAAGGUGACAGUAAAUGCAUUCUCUGACAUUUACACUUUUCUUUUAUGCAUAUAUCUCGGGCCGCGCCAGGCAGGCGUGUAUUUUUUUAGGUUUCUGGGUUAGGCUGUGCAAUGAAUAUAAAGCGCUUUGAGGCAGAACUUGUACAGACUAAAGCGCUAUAAGAACUUAUAUUUCAUCAUGAUGGCGAUACCUGUUUAUGUUUGCGCUGCUAUUUACUCGCGUGCUUGCUAUAGACAACAUCGCAGCCAAUACCGACGCCCUUUAUAAUUCUACACAUUGACCCUCGAUGUAUUGACAUUGCUCAGCUUCUUGAUAACGUGCGGAGAAAACGGUGGCAAUAAUACCGCUGGAAGUUCAUUAUCUAAUCCUACGGAGUCCAACCACAGAUGGUUUGAAAAUCAUUUUGUUUUUCCUGACAAUGUCACUUCAAAAUGAUCUUGGAACAAUAUCAACCUGUGUACAGGAAAGUCCUUCGUGUUUCCCAGGUCGAAGGACAUUGCAUCAGUGCCUAUCCCGACAAUAUCCCGUUCCUCGACCAACCAUUUUGUCGCAUCCAGGCUGAAGCCCGGCCAAUGAAGGCUGGAUAUGUUGACGUUCCCCGAACUGGUAUAGCUUCUUCCGAGAUACUCAGUGGUGUUCAUCCACCGUUCUUCCCAGCCAGCAUUUUGUAACACGAAUGCCCUGAAAACAUUGUAAUGAUUUCGAACUGUGGCAGAAUGAAUGAUAUCUGCCGUUACGUGGAGGGGUCAAUCAGAAGAUUCCAUGAUAGGAUAAAUCAGACUCAGAUAUGAUGUUGGCUAUCACUUUGAUUACAUGUUUCUCAUCAACUCGAACGUGUGUACAUCAAGCCAUUACAGCGAAGUUCGACAUCUGGCCGUGGCGGCGCUAUCGUCCGGUGUCUCCGGGAUUGCGCGGGAAGGGGAUCAUACAGGGUGAUACCAUACACAGAACAUGUAUGAAAAACUGGCAACAUCUAAGGGUUUUCCAUUUUGCUGAAAAGCCUCCACGGCGUGUAUAUUCGAGUUGACCUAAAACUCGAAACCUGUAUUGCCAAGAGUGUGGGUUUAAACAUAGCCAAAGGGUGAAUGUAAGACAGCGAAUGACAUUGAAUAUGCAUCA